This is a messenger RNA of Manis javanica (Malayan pangolin), 3546 nucleotides long. It is a transcript of the gene NCOA4, whose product is annotated as nuclear receptor coactivator 4. The record is from RefSeq and is a predicted model, not a curated record. Gene Ontology annotation, biological process: response to hormone; intracellular iron ion homeostasis. Lineage: Eukaryota; Metazoa; Chordata; Mammalia; Pholidota; Manidae. Gene Ontology annotation, molecular function: transcription coactivator activity.
AUCUCGCGAGACUGUCAGACGCGUGGCGUGAGGUGUGAGAGGAAGGUUGUGCUCUCGCGAGAACUCUGCCUUUCGGCUCUUGGUUUCUGUAGGGCUGGUGUCUGCCGCAGGAAGGUACCCUCCGGAUCGCCGGGAGUUGCCCUGGGAACUGGAACAGUGAGCAGAAUGAGUGCCUCACAGGACCAGAGCGGCUGCUCCAGUAAUAGAGAGCCCCUUUUGAGGUGUUGCGAUGCACAGAGGGACUUGGAGCUUGCAAUUGGUGGAGUUCUCCGGGCUGAACAACAGAUUAAAGAUAACUUGCGAGAGGUCAAAGCCCAGAUUCACAGCUCCAUAAGCCGUCACCUGGAACACCUCAGAAGUCGGGAGGUGUGGCUAUAUGAACAGGUGGAUCUUAUCUAUCAGCUUAAGGAGGAGACACUUCAGCAGCAGACCCAACAGCUCUACUGGUUACUGGGUCAAUUCAAUUGUCUUAUUCAUCAGCUGGAGUGCACCCAAAACAAAGAUUUAGCCAAUCAAGUCUCCCUGUGCCUGGAGAGACUGGGUGGUUUGACCCUCAAACCUGAAGAUUCUACUGUCCUGCUCUUUGAAGCAGAUACCAUUGCCCUUCGCCAGGCCAUCACCACAUUUGGGUCCCUCAAGACCACUCAAAUUCCUGAGCACCUGAUGGCUCAUGCUAGUUCAUCAAAUAUUGGACCCUUCCUGGAGAAAAGAGGCUAUAUCCCAUUGCCAGAGCAGCAGAAGUCAGCAUCCAGCACCACACCUGCCCAUCUCAGCGAAUGGCUCCUUGGAAGCAAGCCUGGCAAUGGUCGUCAGGCUCUGUACAUACCAAGCACCAACCUCCAGGACUGGCUCACCCAAAAACAGACCUUGGAGAACAGUCAGACUUCUGCCAGAGGCUGCAGUUUCUUCAGUCACAUCUGGGGUGACCUAACGGGCUUGGAAAAUUGGCUCCACAAGAGUCCACAAGAAGUUCUUGAAACACCAAGUUACCAAAAGUCUAACAGUUAUUCCACUCCCAAUUCUUACUCCUUUGAAAUUGAAAAGGGUGGAGAUCUAGAGCUUCUUGAUCAAGAUGAGAUGGACCUUUCUGACUGGCUGAUGACUCCCAAGGAAUCCCAUAAGCUGGAGAAGCCUGGCAAUAGCAGCUGUGAAGCCAGUGAGAAGUUUAAGCUUCUGUUCAAGGUGUUCCAGGAGGCUUACAGUGUGAAUGACUGGCUUUUUAAAACUGAUUCCUGUACCAAUUGUCGGGGCAACCAGCCCAAAGGUGUGGAGAUUGAAAAUCUGGGCAAUCUGAAGUGCCUGAAUGACCACUUGGAGGCCAAGAAACCUUUGUCCACUCCCAGCAUGAUUACUGGAGAUUGGCUUCUCCAGAGCCAUCAUGACCCAUAUAAAGUAGAGGAAGUAUGCAAAGCCAACGAGCCCUGUACAAGCUUUGCAGAGUGUGUGUGUGAUGAAAAUUGUGAGAAGGAAGCUCUGUGUAAAUGGCUUCUGAAGAAAGAAGGAAAGGAUAAAAAUGGAAUGCCUGUGGAACCAAAACCUGCACCUGAGCAGUGUAUGGAUUCCCUGAAUUUGUGGCUUUGUCCUUCCAGGAAGAAGGCAACAGAGCAAGCUCAGGCAUCUAAGAUAGUGGCUCCUUCUAGAAUUAAUGAUUCCUUCCAAGUCUUAAGGAACACUCCCUUGUCAGAGUGGCUCUUCACACCCUCAUGCAAAGAAGCAUCUCCCAAGGAAGUGCCUAGUACUGAGGACAGAGCUGGCAAACAAAAGCUUAUGAACCCUGCGGCCACUUCCUGGUUUCCCUUUAACACAGCUGACUGGGUCUUACCAGGAAAGAAGAUGGGAAACCUCAGCCAGUUAUCCUCAGGUGAAGACAAGUGGCUACUUCGAAAAAAGGCCAAGGAAGUAUUACUUAAUUCACCUUUACAGGAGGAACAUAACUUUCCCCCAGACCGAUAUGGCCUGCCAGCAGUUUGUGAUCUCUUUGCUUGUAUGCAGCUUAAAGUUGAUAAAGAAAAGUGGUUGUAUCGAACUCCUCUACAGAUGUGAAGGAAUGGAGUACUGGAGUCAAGCAGCUUUUCUGCAAAUUAUCAUACAUCAAUGAGCCGAGUGUCUGCGGCUUGCCAAAUCAUUAUUUCUGGGUCUGAUCAGUCAGCUUAGUUCCUUUCCUGCCUAAUUUUGAAUUAGUGAAAUUAAUUAUCGUAUUAUGAGUUACUGUGUAAACAAAGAAGGCUGUUGAUGCUGAGGUGAUACAGUUCCUUCUUACAGAAGUAUUAAUUCAUCCCUACACUAGAAACACAGCAUCUUGGUGGAUAGUCUUUUUCAUAGCCUCUGUGGCUCUUAGAUUGGGUUGUUACCAUUGUCUUAAAAAUCGAAUAGUUCUGUAAUCAAGAUGUAUUGAUGUUGAUGUAUUCUAGAGUUAGUAAACUUCCGUAACUUUUUGAUUGCCUUUAGAUGCUUCCCUUGCUGUGGGUUUUCUUCCAUUAGUGGUGGAAAUUAUUCUUCUUUUCAACUAAUAUAUAGUAUGUUUCACACAAAUAGUUUUCCCAAUAUAGUAUUUUUUCUUACCAAAAUGUGUAUUAACAAUCUCAGCAGUUUUUGACAUUAAUCAUAGAACAUUUUAGCCUACAUGUUAGAGUCUUCAUUAUUUUUCUUCUUUUGAAAGAAGUUCAGCUGUUGCAAAUUUUGUCUUCUUCCCUUCUCUAAAGUAUCUAGUGAGCUCUUUUACAAAGGCUCAUUACUUCCGAAACUAUAUUCAGGGUAGUCUUAGCCAUCUUUCAGAAUAUACUGAAGAACUACUGGCAAAAAAUGCCAGUGCCAACUAAUCAAAGCGCAAAAGGCAAGACAUGUUGGAAAUGUAGUACUUGAACUAUUCACUGUCCUAAGAGUUGGUGCAUCCUGUGUAAAUGGAAGCUGAGCUGGACACCUGGUGCUUUUACUAGGGAUGAAUUAAAUGUGCUCUCACUGCAAGCAUAGCAUACCUAUACCUCUCUAAGUAUAAUACAGUGACAUUUUUGUGAACAGGCUGUUUGAACACUUGUGCCUUGGGGUGUUUUAUUGAAGCUUUAUGGGAAUUACUGUUUUCUCAACCUUAAAAUCUUGUCCAUGCUUUAAAAUGUUUCUCGGUAGAAGAGAAAUGAGAUUUGUAAUGUUUUUUAAUUCUCUGAGACCUUAGCUGCUAAACUAUUAAGCCACUCAACCUGCUUAUAUGUUAUUGGAAAUACUUUUAAAGUUUGUGAUGUGGUCAUCUAGAAAGCCCUUUUAGGAAAAGUUAAGUUUCACAUGGUCAUUGCCAUACAGCUUCUAGAACCACAGCCAAAAGAGCCUCCUAUUAUUUUUUAGCCUCCUUAGGUACCGUUUAGAACUUUGAUGAGGUGGCAGGUAAAAACUUGAGCCUUUCCAUUAUCUUAGAUUGCAGGAAACUUUGUAGUUUUUGAGGUUUUAACAGUUUAUUCCUAAAUUUACAUUAAUCACUAUGCUAAUGAUUAUAUAAAACAUUCUUUUGCAUUGAUGCAUUUUGUACCUCCUUCCAUUAAAAGCGUAUCAGCCAUA